This is a messenger RNA of Macroventuria anomochaeta, 1083 nucleotides long. RefSeq lists its product as uncharacterized. NCBI's taxonomy places the organism in Eukaryota, Fungi, Ascomycota, Dothideomycetes, Pleosporales, Didymellaceae. The record is from RefSeq and is a predicted model, not a curated record. The annotation marks the transcript as partial. The transcript has a single exon.
GCAACAAGCAAACACGGCACAGCGAAGAAAUGGCUGCACCGGCGGCUCUGGAAGCCAGCAUCGCGACAACUGCUGAGGGGCGAUAGUGAUGGUGGAAUGAAGAGGAAGCUCUCGCUCAAGCGACCACAAACUGCACCCACAAGUGGAAGGGUGACACCAGAAACAGUACCGCCAGUACCGCAGAUACCCAUUAACAUCGAGCUACCUUCACCGCGCCUAGCAAUCCACCCACCACCUCGCCCACCUCGGCCAGACUCAGGCGUUAUUAGAGAUGUCAACGCAUGGCUAGAUGCAAGCAUGAGCGUGCCACCUCCGCCACUAAUGGGUGGACUGCCAUACUGGAGGUCAGCUUCCUCGAUUCCUACAACAACCUCUACCGACGUCCAGUACGCCAUUCCAAUCGUUCGCGAGGCUGGCCUCAAUCGGCCUUUGACACCUUCCAGCCAGCAGGUGAAGUCAUUCUGUCGCCGCGCAAAAAAGAUGCAAGCCAAAAUGCCCUCACUCUUGCGCACCACGUCCCAGCGCAUUGUCGCUCGCAAGCAGAUCAAUCGACGCUCGAACUCGAUGCCACUACUGGCGAUUCCCUAUGACCAGACACAGCAGGCGGCCCCGCCCAAGCUCUUGACGCGAUCCAGAUCCUUUCUUGCUUCUACGCGGACAUCGAUCUCGAAGACGCCCACUGAGGCGCAAGGACUGCUGUCAGCCGGCCAGUACUCGUUCGAACUCCCAGUCCUUGGCAGCACACGGACGAGCGUAGCAUACAGCGGUAUCGAGGGACUUGGGGAACGACGCACGAACACACUGCUCAGACAGACUACAAGGAGCGGGGAGGGCACCCGCCCUUCGACCGCUGGUGCGCAUCUCAGCCGAGACGACUCGAUGGGCGACCUUUCCGAAGCGCCGACGUACUCCUCUGGACGCCCUCCACCAUCGUACCGCUCACGUACUGCCUCCAUCAUGACAACGUCUUCUUUUGGGUGCGUGGAUGGAAUGAGUCCCGCUCAGAGGCAGAUCAGUCAGCAGCGAGCAGCCAUGAGGAGCCGUGGGGUGAGAGGAAGGGUGAAGGAGCUCCGCAAGAGGUUC